CUGAGACAGGAGAAUUACCUCCUCGACUUAAGAGUGAGCUCCAGGAAAUCCUGAGAUAGAGUGAGACCCUAUCUAAAAUUAAAGAAAUGUGCAAAUUGACACUCACACCCCAAGUGAAAGAUUAGUCUCCUAAGGCUGAAUUCUGAGCUCUUUACGUGGCCUGUCUGAUUCUUAGCCUCUGUCUGGGUGCAGAUGUGCUUUUUGUUUAUAGUUAGGGAAUCUUUGUAGUUGCCACAUUCUAUUUUCUUUCUGUCUGGUUUUCCUUAGCAGGUAGUGACCUGGUUAAGAAGCUAGAUGAUCUGCUGAAGGGCAGAGAAACAGACUCAGUGCUAUGGCAUUGAUACUCACUCCAUGUCGGCACUCAGAAGGAACUUCAACAUCCCAUACCGUAUGGCAUCACUUCUCCUCCAGGCUUCCUGCUCAACUCUGUGAUCCACACCGUUCUUUCAAAAGCACAACCACAUCUCUGCACCCUCCUUGGAUAUCACUUCUUAUGGCAGUUUUUAGGAUCACUCGGUGGAGGUUGAUGUCCCUGAUCUUUGGAAUAAAAUGUCUUUUCUUGAUGGUUACUUUGGGAGUUUUGGUGAUAAAUUCAUUUACUAUACAGAACACUCAAUCAACACCUUCUCCUUCCCUCACUGUAGAAUUACAAGAAGUUUCUGAAUGCUGUUCUUGCAUGGAAAAGUGGAUUGGACAUCAAUGCAACUGUUACUUUAUUUCCAAAGAAGAAAAGUCUUGGAAGGGAAGUAGAGAUUUCUGUGCUUCUCAGAAUUCCAGUCUUCUUCAGCUCCAAACCAGAAAUGAGUUGAGUUUUAUGAGCUCCAGCCAAACCUUUUUCUGGAUUGGAAUCCACUAUAGUGAAGAAAGAAAUGCCUGGCUAUGGGAGGAUGGAUCAGUUCCCUCAAAAGAUUUAUUUCCAGAGUUCUCAAAUAUCAGGCGAGAGCACUGCAUUUUUUACAGUCCAAGCGACACAGUUUCCUCUGAGUCCUGUGAAAAUAAAAACCGUUAUAUCUGUAAGCAACUGUCUAUUUAAAUGUUUCUUAAGGCAAAGGGUAUAGACAAGAAAGGUCCAGGGUUACUAAAAACAGUAACAGCUCCCAGUGUUACUACCUUUGCAUCUUGUGUCUGUAGAAUGCUUCUGUUUGCUAGCACAUCAUUUUCAUACAUUUGAACCCGAGUAAUUUAUGCUUGAUGACUUUUUCACACUUGUGCGUAAAAUUAGGAUGAAUCAAAACAGAGAGGUUCUAUAAAUAGUUUGAUUUAUGAAAUACAAUUUUAUUCACAUGUUCCUGUAAAGUUUUCUUGGAAACAUUAAAUAAAAUUUAUUCCAAACCAA
Molecule: messenger RNA, 1336 nt
Organism: Grammomys surdaster
Lineage: Eukaryota; Metazoa; Chordata; Mammalia; Rodentia; Muridae
Product: natural killer cells antigen CD94-like
Exons: 8
Coding region: 332-1033 (233 amino acids)
Biological process (GO): stimulatory C-type lectin receptor signaling pathway; positive regulation of natural killer cell mediated cytotoxicity
Source: RefSeq, a predicted model, not a curated record